AGUUGUCGGGGGGAGAGGGCGAGUCGAGCCAGGGGGAGGGAGUGUAAAUAGAGCGAGGGCGGCGUGGCGGCGGCCCCGCCACCUCUGGGCGACCCGCGAGGAGCCCGAGAGAGAUGGACGAAGAUGAGCAAGAGCAGCGGCGCAAGAAGGUGGAAGCCGGGAGAGCGAAGCUUGCUCACUUCCGACAGAGGAAAACAAAAAGUGACUGUACGCAUUCGAAGAAAAAGACGUCGAAGAGGAAGGGCUCGGCUGUCGAUGCGCCUGUCCCGGAGGAGGGUCCGGUAGCUGCCCAGGACGGCAGGCCCCUGGGAGCAAGGGAUCUCAGCAGAAGCACGCCAUGCAGCCGCACCACAAAUGGGGCCAGAGGGGCACUCGCAACUCAGGAAGAAGAACAAGAUUGUGAACUGGCAAGCAGAUCCGAGGAUGAGGCUGCCCAGCAGCAGCAGCCUCAGACGGCACCCAGCCUGGAGCUGGAGGCGCUGCGCCUGAGCCUGAGCAACAUGCACACGGUGCAGCUGGAGCUAACGCAGGCCAACCUGCAGAAGGAGAAGGAGUGCGCACUGGCUGAGCUGCGGGAGAUGCUCAACGGGCGGCGUGCGCAGGAGCUGGCCCUGCUGCAGAGCAGGCUGCAGUGCGAGCUGGAGCUGGUCCGGGAGCAGCAUGCGCGCGAGAAGGAGGCCAUGGCACUCCGCUGUGGGCAGGAGACGGCGGAGCUGAAAGAGAAGCUGCGGUCAGAAAUGGAGAGAAGUGUGCAGAUGGUUGAGACCCUAAAACAAGACUGGGAAUCUGAAAGAGAGUUAUGCUUAGAAAAUCUACGCAAAGAAUUAUCCGCAAAGCACCAGUCAGAAAUGGAGGAUUUGCAAAACCAGUUUCAGAAAGAAUUGGCAGGACAGAGAGCUGAGUUGGAAAAGGUUUUUCAAGCUAAAAAUCAGGCUGAAGUCUCCCUGAAGGACCUGGAGGCUCAACACCAGGCAGCCAUCAAGCAGUUAUGCGAGGACCUGCAGGUGGAGCGCUGCCAGUGCCUGGAAGACCUGGAGUCGAGGUUCAGAGAGAGGGAGAGAGAAAAGCAGCUGGAGCUGGAGAAUCUUCAAGCGUCCUAUGAAGCCCUGAAGGCCCAGUCACAAGAAGAAGUCAGGCGCCUGUGGUCCCAGCUUGAGUCUGUGAGAACCAACAGAGAGGAGCUGAAUGGGCCCCUGGAGCCACUGCUGACGCGAGCCUCCUGCCUGGAGGAGCUGGAGCACCUGCGGCAAGGCUUUGCUCAGCAGCAGCAGCGAGACCGCAGCCAGCAUGAGUCUGAGCUGCAGCAGCUACGGGUCUACUUUGAGAAGAAGUUGAGGGAUGCUGAGAAGACUUACCAGGAGGACCUGACCCUGUUCCAGCAGCAGCUGCAGGAGGCCAAGGAGGAGCCCCCUUUGGGGUCUGGUGAAGUCAGUUCAUCCUGUACAUUUUUAGAAGAGAUGUCUUACGGAAAAAGAAAAGAACACUCUGAUCAACUUGACCUUCGUCUUGAGCGGCAGAAGAUGGGGCCAGCGUGGGAUUCCUCCCUGCACGUCCAGCAUGAGGACCAGUUGGACAGAUGCCUCCUGGGACCUGAGGUGUUGGAGCUAGAGCCACUCCAAGCUGUGCCUUCAGACCAGCACAGCCAAGAGACCGAACAGGUACAUCACCAGUGUGUGCAGGAUGUGACCUUGAAGGAGGACAUGCAGGUUGCCGCCAGAGUUCUGGCUUUGGAAGCUGAGCACAAGGUCAGACUGUCUCUUCUACAGACUGAACUCAAGGAACAAAUCGAACUCUUAAAAAUAGAAAACAGAAACUUACAGGAGAAGUUGCAGCACGAGACCCGUCUGAAAGAGGAUCUGGAGAGUGUAAAACGUAGUUUGUUAGAAGACCACCAGGAAGAACUAAAUAAAGCUGAGCAGAAGGUUCAGCUACUGAAACAAGAGUUCAGACACAAAGAAGUGGAGUGGGAGCUUUUACGCGAGGACCUGAGGAGAGAAGCUGAGGAGAACUUAGCCUCAAUGUGCCGUGAGCUAAAAGAAAAGGCCGAGUCUGAGAAGCAGUCUGCUGUGAGCAGGUUUGAGCGUCGGGAAGCUGGGAUGAGGCACCUGCAGGACCAGCAGGCCGCACAGAUCCUGGCCCUGGAGAAGUCCCUGGCGGAGCAGCAGGGCCGCCUGCGGCAGCUGGAACAGGCCCUUGCUGGGGACCAGGCUCUGCCCUGCCAUGGGUGCAGCCAGGACCCCCCUGUAGCUUCGGACGGGCAGCGUGGCACACUCCUCGAGGGGAAGGAAGAGUGUGCCCUUCAACUGAUGCAGGCUCGGAACAGGUUUUUGGAGGAGCGUAAAGAGAUCAUGGAGAAGUUUGCUGCGGACCAAGAUGCUGUCCUGCGGGACGCUCAGGAGAAGCACGCCCACGAGCUGCAGCUUCUGCAGCAGGGACACCAGCAGCAGCUUCUGGCCUUGAGGACAGAACUUGAGAGCAGGCACCAGGUGGAGCUGGCCGAGCUGGCGGCCACCCUGCAGAGGGAGCAGCAGGUGCUCCUCGAGGCUCGCGUGGCCGAGCUGCAGACGAAACACGCUGCGGAAGUCAGUGCUCUGGAAAGGAGGCAUUCGUCAAGCCUGGAUGCUCUGGAAUCCUGCUGCACGUCUGGGGUUCAGGCCAUUCAGGACCAGCACAGGCAGGCUCUGCAGCUUCUGCGAGCAGAGCUUGAGGAACAGCUGCAGACACAGGGCUCUUCUCACCAAGCAGUGUUGGCUCAGGAGUCGGAGACACUUAAGCUAAAACACGAGAAGGAGCUCCAGUCCGCCAAGGACAGCCUGAGAGCGGAAAUGCGCGCCGAACACACAGAGCAGCUGAAAGCCCUGGCCAUGCAGCUCCAGGGUGCGCACCAGGCUGCAUUGGAGAGUGAGCAGGAGCCUGCGGCGUGUGAACAGGAGAGUGAGCAGGCGCGGUCUCUCUGCCAAAGGAGGAGCAAGCCUCUGCAGCCCCAGGAGGACAGCCAGGUUCAGCAGCUGAAAGGCCAAGUCCUGUCCUUAACCCAGGAGGUGGAGGAGUGCCGGGCUGAGCUUGAGAGGUUACGGCAGAGGCGUGAGAGGGAGAACCAAGAGGGUGCCACCCUUGUCUCCAUGCUCAGGGCGGAUGUGGACCUGUCUCAGAGCGAAAGGGGAGCGCUCCGUGAUGCCCUGAGGAGGCUGCUGGGUGUGUUUGGAGAGACACUGAAGGCCGCUGUUGCCCUGAAGAGCCGGAUUGAUGAGCGCCUGGGGCUCUUCCUGGACCAGGCAGAGGCAGGCCAAGCCCCAUCAGCAGCUCCGCCCCUGGAGGAGAUGUGGUCAGAUGCAGCCCUGCUAGAGUUGGACAGAGCUUUGCCUGAGGGUGCAGAGAUGUCUUCGGUGGCUGAGAUCAGCAGUCAUGUGUGUGAGAGCUUUUUCAUGAGCCCUGAAAGUACGCUGGAAUGUGAGCAGCCAAUCAGAAGAGUCUACCAGAGCCUUGGCAUGGCCGUGGACGGCCUCUUGGAGAUGGCGCUGGACUCCUCCAGACAGCAGCUGGAGGAAGCUCGUCAGAUUCAUUCUCGCUUUGAGAAGGAAUUCAACCAUAAGAAUGAGGAGACGGCGCAGGUCCUGCAGAAGCACCAGGAGCUACUGGAGUGCCUGAGGGAGCAGCGGGCGGCCAGGGCCGAGCUGGCACUGGAGUUGCACAGGGCUGAGGUUGGUCUCCCCUCAGGCCUCCUGGAAGGGUUCAAAGUGGAGAAAGCAGAUCUGCAGGAGGCUCUGGGCCGCAAGGAGGAGUCGGAGCAGCAGCUGGUCCUGGAGCUGGGGAGCCUGGGGCGGCAGCUGGAGCAGGCCGCCCAGGAGAAGGCAGCCCUGCAGGAGGAGCGCUCCAUCUUGCGGAGCCAGAGGGAAGCUUGGGCUGCUGAGGCGGAAACAAGAGAAGCAGGCACUGCGGUCACUGCAGCGCCCGAGAACCCAGCACUGAAGAAGGAAGUGGAAUCUCUAACCAGGGAGCAGGUGGAGGCCAGGGAGCAGGCAGAGAAGGACCGCGCAGCCUUGCUCUCCCAGGUGCGGCUGUUAGAGUUGGAGCUGGAGGAGCAGCUCUCGCAGCACCGUGGCUGUGCCCGGCAGGCCGAGGAGGAGGCUGUGGCCCUGAAGCAGCAACUGGCUGCCCUGGACAAGCAGCUGCGCAACCAGCGGCAGUUCAUGGACGAGCAGGCUGCUGAGCGUGAGCAUGAGCGUGAAGAGUUCCAGCAGGAAAUCCAGAGGCUGGAGGGGCAGCUCCGCCAGGUGGCCAGGCUGCGGCCCCUGGGCCCCUGUGACAGUCAGGGACGUCAGUGUGCACAGCUGGAUGAGGAGAUUGAACUAUUGCAAGAAAAGUUGAGAGAAAAAUCGGAUGGAUUUAAUGAGUUGGUUAUAAAGAAAGAGUUGGCAGAUAGGCAAGUGUUAAUCCAGGAAGAAGAAAUUAAACAUCUGGAGGAGACAAACGCCAACACCAAAAGACAGGUGGCCCAGCUCCAGGAAGAACUGGAAAAACAGAAAAAGAUGGUGAAAAAACUACAAGUAAAGCAACUGCAUCCUAGGACUGCAAUGGAUGGCCGGGGUGCACAAGGGGCAGCACCUCACUCCCACUCUGCCCAAUGCUCCACCUGCCAGGAGCCAGUGCACCAUGAGUCCUCAGUGGCCUGCUUAGUGGAAGAAGAGGCAGUAAAGGAACAGCAGAGGAGUGACGUGAUACUGGUGCCGCUGCCGCAGUCUAGGACCCCCGAGGGCAGGUGUCCCAUGCCUCCAAGGGGCAGCCCCCGGGAAGGCGCGGAGGUCCUGUCAGAGGCGCUGCAGAGGGCCCUGCUUCAGCACGAGAGCCAGGUUUUGGACUUAAAAGAACAACUAGAAAAGAUGAAAGAUGACCUAGUAAGUAAAAAUGAAGAAAUACUACAUCUGAAGUUAAAACUAGAUGUGCAAAGCGACCCUGCGGCCACCAGCACCCAGGGGCUUGACGAGGAGAGUGCCGGUAUAAAGGUUGAGUACAGCAGAAGUUCUGAGGUUGAAGAGCUGAAAGCCAUUAUUGAAAAUUUGCAAGAGAACCAGGAACGGUUACAAAAGGAUAAAGCAGAAGAAAUUGAACAGCUGCAUGAGGUCAUUGAGAAGCUGCAGAGUGAGCUGUCCCUUAUGGGGCCCGUGGUCCAUGAGCUCAGUGACAGUCAGGUGGGCAGCCUGCGCAAUGAGCUUCUCUGUUCCCAGGCCCAAGGCCCUGGAGGGCAGGUGCUGCAGGCUGAGCUCGAGGCCGCACGUGCUGCCAAGGAGGCCCUGGGCCAGCUGUUGGCCGACCAGGCACGUGGACACAGCGAGGCCCUGGAGGCCCUACAGCAGCGCCUGCAAGCAGCAGAGGAGGCUGCUGCCCGGCAACUGGCUGAACUAGGACACAGUGUAGCCCUGAGGGAGGCUGAGGUCCAGGGCAUGGCUUCCCGGAUCCAGGAGCUCGAGGCCCUCCUGAAGGCAAGGGAAGCAACACUUGUGCAGAGAGAUUCAGAAAUCGGUGCUCUGAACAGGAGCAGAGCAGCACACUCCGCGGAGCUGGAGGCCGUCCUGCUGGCCUUGGCCCGCUUCCGCUGCGCCCUUGAACAGCAGCCUCGGGCUGCCCCGGAGGAGCCUCCUGAGCUCCAGCGGUUACGAGUGCAGUGUGUCCGCCUCAGCCGCCAGCUGCAGGCGCUGAGCCACCGGUUUCUGAGGUGCCAGGCGGAGCUGGGCCAGCAGCAGGCCUGUGUGGACGCACAGGCUGUGUGUGAUGACUGGCUGGAGCAGGGGAGCGGAGGCCCCCACGGCCAAGGCCCACAGGACGAUCUGCAGCCUGCCAAAGUCUUGGUGACGCUGAAGGACACUGGUUUCCACAAACCGGAAAGUGCAAUGUCGGUGCUCACAGUCUGCCAGAGACAGCUGGAGGCGGAGCUACUCUUGGUGACAGAGGGCCUGUGCUUGAGCCCGGAGGAUGUUGGCAGGGUGCCAGCAGGGAUGCAGGGUAAGAACAAGCGACUGGAAGAUUGUCAGCUGCAGAAAUUCGACCUCAUAGCUCAGGUGAAACAACUUCAGAAAAAACUAAACCGGCUAGUACACUCCAUGGCCUUCCAGGACAUGGACGUGGGGGGCUCUGAGCCCCAGCAGCCCUCGGCAGCGGCCAGCCCGUCAGAAAACAGCUCCAGUGAGAGUUCCUGCGAUGGAGAAGCGGCAGACGCCUCGCCUCCUGUCGCUGCAUUUGCUCUCCCCACGACCCCGUGGGGUCUAAUUGGCAGUACUAAAGGUCGGCAUUCCUUGGUCAGGAUGGAAAUGCCAUGUUUUCCCACUCGAGAACCAUCAGAGGCACAGGACGAGCCCCUUUCCUCACAGACCAGUGAUCCCAGCGAGUCCUGCCAUGCCAAGGAGGCUGAGCCUGAGAAGGACCCACUCAGGGUGCUGGACCUGUCCUCCUGGAGCUCUCCUGAGGUCCUCCGGAAGGAUGCGACCCUGGACCCCCAGCCCAGCUUCCCCCUGACACCCUGCUCAGGCGCUCUGAGCCUGCCCAGUGUCAUGGCCUCCCCCCAGCCCGGGGCAGACUCGCUGCUGCAGGCCGACAUGUCGGAGCUGCAUUGUUACCCGGGCGGGUCAGCAGCAGGACCAGCCCUGCAGUGGGCAGGAGCCCUUCCAGCUGAGCAGCACCACCACCACAUGGAGAGCACCGCUGCGGAGAAGGACGUCGAGGACUUUAUCGCAACUGCUUCUAAUUCUCAAGACACACGAAGAUCGUCUCCUCUGGGGUUGGCAGGGGACUGUGAUGGAAGUGAACACAGUGGCAGCCUGGGCUUUGGAAUGAUGCUGAGCCCAGAAUUGGGAAGACCCGAGGUCCCCACUGCUGGUUCUGCGACUCCUGCUCUCGUCUCCAGAGGGUCACAACAACCACCCGGAGUGAUGCAGGAGAAGGAGGUCCACCCUCUGCACAUGAAGGCUUUGCUGCAGAUGGUGUGUGACGAGAGCCACCAGAUACUGGCAUUAUCGGAGAGCCGAGGCCUCCCCAGCACUCUGAGCAAGGGUGCGCCCUGGGCCUCCCUGGAUUACUUCUCGAGUGAGGGGCAGGGCCUGCUGGAGGGGGCCCCAGAGAAAGGAGAGAAGGAGUCUUCUGAUACGCAUCUCGACUGGAGGGGCCGCUUUCUGCAGGCCGUUCAAGAGGCAUUGGAGAGGGAGCGGGAGAAACUGAAGGCGGAACUGCAGUCAAGGCCCAGCGGCCCAGACCCAGUGGACUACAGCUUCCUGUUUGAGCGGCUGGAGAAGGUUGUGCGAGAGCAGGGAGACCUGCAGGAGAAGGCUCAGAAGCACCAGCGCCUGCAGGACAGGAGUAGCCUGCUGUCUGAGGUCCAGGCCUUGCGUGCCCAGCUGCGUCUGACGCACCUGCAGAACCAGGAGAAGCUGCAGCAGCUGUGUGCAGCGCUGACCAGUGCAGAGGCCCGCGGAAGCCAGCGGGAGCACCAGCUGCGCAGGCAGGUUGAGCUGUUGGCCUACAAGGUUGAGCAGGAAAAGUGCAUAGCAAGUGACUUGCAGAGAACCCUGAGCAAAGAGCAGGAGACGGCAAGUGAUGUCCGCAGACUCCUAGCACUGGAGCAGAGCGCAGCGCAGGACUUGAAGUCGGAGAACGCAAGGCUGCUGGAGUCCCUUGAGGAGGUGCAGCGGGAGUCCCUCCAGCUGAGGUCUCUGCUGGACGGGAAGGAGAGUGACCUGAAGGCUGCGCUGGAGGAACUGGAGUGUGAGCGUGGGAAGGAGCGUGUCCUCCAGGCCCAGCAGGAGGAGCAGCAGCUGCAGCACCUGCAGAGGGAGGGCCAGAGUGCCAAGGCCCUGGAGGAGUUAAAAAUAUCUUUGGAGAAGCAACAUGCUCAAAAUAAUCAGCUGUGUAUUGCAUUGAAACAUGAGCGGAUGGCCAAGGACAACCUGCAGCAGGAGCUGCAGAUUGAGCACUCGCGCUGUGAAGCCUUGCUGGCCCAGGAGCGCAGCCAGCUAUCCCAGCUCCAGGAGAGCCUAGAGGCAGAGAGGAGCCGCUCCCGGGAGCUGUCGGAGGCCCUGCAGCAUGAGCGGGUCCUGACGGAGCAGCUGAGCCGCAGCACGCAGGAGAAACCUAUGCAGCACACCCUGCUGCGGAAGCUGAAGGAGGAGAAGGCCCGCGUGCAGGAGCUCCAGGCCGUGCUUGCCAGGGUGCAGCAGCAGGCCCUGCACACCCAGCAGCAGCUGGAGGCCCAGGCCCAGGAGCACCGUGUGCAGCUCCAGAAGCAGCAGGAGGUAAGUGCCACCUUGAGGUUGGCGGUGGACACGCUGCAGACGCAGAGCCAGGAGCUGAGAUGCUGCCUGGAGAGCAGCAGGGAGAAGGCAGCUUGGCCACAGGCAGAAUUAGAGCAGUCACACACACGAGGGAGAGCGCACCAAGCCCGCAAGGAAGCCAGGAGGAGGAUGCCGAGGCCCAGCCAGGCAGACGCCGAGGAGUGGAAGAAGUGGCAGAGAGACAAGGAGAAGCUGCGGGAGCUGCAACUGCAGCGCCAGAGGGACGCGCACAAGAUGGAGCAGCUGCAGCAGGUGGUGCGAGGGCUGCGCGUGGAGGAGGAGGAGGAGGCGCCCCAGGGCGAUGGCCCCCGCCCAGGCUCCCUGGAGUCGGACCUCCUGCAGGGGCAGCGGCAGGAGCUGGAGAGGAUUCGCCAGCAGCUGCUCUGUGCUGCUGGACUCUUGGCCAGCUUCGUCAGCCGCACGGUGGACAGGACGAUUCACGACUGGACUGUAUCCAACGAGAAGGCAGUGUCAUCUUUAGUGCAGACUUUACAGGGGCUGAAGUCUGAACUGAGCAUGCCCACCUCCUCCCAGAAGAAAACGGCAGCAGAGCUCCAAGUCCAGCUGGUGGACCUGCUGCUACAGGACAACAACGCGCUCACCAGCGCCCUCAGCACAGCGGCCCGGGAGGAGGCGGAGCUGCGCAGGGUAGUGUCCCGGCUGGAGAGGACCUUGAAGCACCACGCGCAGAAGGGCUGUGUCCUGGGCAGGUCGGGCAGGUCUGCCUGGAAGCACGACAGGACAGUUCCACGGUGCUCAGACCCUGGUCGGCCCACACUGGAGGCAAGCGAGGAAGCAAAUAUCUCCAGCGUCAAAAUGGAGAAGUUGUACCUGCAUUAUUUGAGAGCAGAGAGCUUCAGAAAAGCUCUGAUUUAUCAGAAGAAAUAUCUGUUACUGUUGAUCGGCGGGUUCCAGGAUUCAGAGCAGGAGACACUCUCCAUGAUUGCUCACUUGGGGGUGUUCCCUUCCAAAGCAGAUAAGAAGGGAGCCUCAUCUCGUCCUUUCACGAGGUUCCGCACCGCUGUCAGGGUGGUCAUCGCGGUUCUCAGGUUACGCUUCCUGGUUAAGAAAUGGCAAGAGGUAGAUCGGAAAGGAGUCCCACCACAAGGCAGAGCCCCCCGCCCAGGGCCCCGAGUGCCACAGCAGCAGCUGUCUCCACCAGAAACCAGACUGACCCCACCAACCCAGGACGAGCCUUCUGGCCUCGCCAGGGACACUGCCCAAGGCUCUGGACCUGCAGCAGCAGCCUUUCCAAGCUGGAAGGAGAGAUCUGCUCCAUCCCCAAAUUCAAGAUUAGAAAGAGCUCUGGCUGCCUCUCAAGAUUCAGAACAUUCUUUGACAGAAUAUAUUCACCAUUUAGAAAUGAUCCAGCAAAGACUAGUGGGGGUGCAACCAGAUUCUACUUCAAAGAAAUCCUGCCGCCAGAAGACAAAACAGUGAAUAAAGUCCUGUGGCUCUUAACCUGUGGCCUUUCUAUUUGAGGAAAGGUGUUUUUUCCUAAGGAAAGCGCAUGUGACCUGGGCACUCCUCAUGAGCCCCUGAUGCCAGCCCCAAGUGCCACCAAGUCCCUCCUCGAGGCGUUGCAGCAAAGCCACAUGGAGCAGUUCUGGCAGAUCUCUGUGUGUUCCUGCUCCCAGCCUCCUGGCCUCUGCGUGGCAGCUACAUGGCUGCCCCAGGCCCGUCGGCAGAGCCCCGUGCCUCUUUGGGAGGGGAGUGAGGACAGCUUCCAGUUGUUUAUUUUCUUAAGUGUACAGAUGGGAACUUGUUUAAAGUUUUGAGUUUUAAACGCACACAGGUGGGAAGGAACAAAGUGUAAGCCCUGUUCUGUUGUGAGCAGCCUGGUGCUGGUGUCUGGUUCACCCAGUGUGUGCUUUUCAUUGGCAAAAAAUGAAAAAAUAAAACCUAGAUUUAUGUCA
This is a messenger RNA of Marmota monax (woodchuck), 10234 nucleotides long. RefSeq names its product pericentrin (gene Pcnt). Gene Ontology annotation, molecular function: molecular adaptor activity. The transcript is spliced from 47 exons. The coding region runs from base 114 to 9758 and encodes 3214 amino acids. Gene Ontology annotation, biological process: signal transduction. The record is from RefSeq and is a predicted model, not a curated record. Lineage: Eukaryota; Metazoa; Chordata; Mammalia; Rodentia; Sciuridae.